Molecule: messenger RNA, 3713 nt
Organism: Scomber japonicus (chub mackerel)
Lineage: Eukaryota; Metazoa; Chordata; Actinopteri; Scombriformes; Scombridae
Exons: 17
Coding region: 86-2863 (925 amino acids)
Molecular function (GO): protein binding
Source: RefSeq, a predicted model, not a curated record
CUAGCACCGCAGGCUGCACGGCGAACCGAACCAGGAAGUCCACAAAGUUGCCAAUUAACACCACUUUGAUAUCUUAAACAAAGCCAUGACUUCUGCUGCCUCUCCGACAAUCGGGGAGUUAUACCUCACGCUCAGUGAGAUGGGAUUCACCGAGGAGCAGAUCCAGGCCGCUAUGCAAGCGGGUCAUUUUUCUGUGGCGGAUGCAGCUGAGUGGCUGUUACAGGGUCAGAAUCCACGGCACAGGCUGGUGAAGCAGUCAUCACAGCCGGCUGAAACAGCGUUUUCUGCUUUCAACCCUCCGAAAGAGUCUACGAGCACGUCUGAGUCACAGACGUCUGACAGCAGAGGGAGUGCUUCAUUAAUGCUGAGACCAUCACAGUCAUCCAGCCUGUCCCCAGAGCCGCAGCCGGUCGAGUCCCGCAUCAAACAGGACAAAAGUGACUUUGAGGAGCAGCAGAGGCAACGUGUCGCUCAGGAGGCCAGAGCAGAGAAAAGACAAAAGAAACAGGAGCGUGAGUUGGUGUUGAAGCGGAUAGCUGAGGAUCGGAGGAGCCUGCAGGAGAAAAUCCAGACCAGCGCUGCAGCAGAGACGUCUCCACCGAACACUCAAGGCCAAAAGCUCGGAGGAAAAGUUGAAACUAACGUGGAUAACAACUGUAUCCUCAUGAUCCGGCUGCCGUCUGGCGAGUCCAUGCGUGAGCGUUUCCCAGCCGACGCUCCCCUCCGCAGCGUCGUGGAGCACAUCACCGGACGUCACCCCUCCCUGCCCACCUUCUCACUCCUCCAGGGGUUCCCACGGAAACGUUUCGGGGAAGCGGAGCUCGCUUGCUCCCUGCGUUCCCUCGGCCUCACGCCCAACGCCGCGCUGUGCAUUCAGACCACUCCUCCAGAGACGCCUCAGGAUCCUCCAAGUCCCGCUGCAGAGCUGCCGUUGGCGCCGCCACCAGUAGUGGAGCAGAACGAGCCGGCUCCGUGCGUCGUGCUUCCCCAGCCGCAAAUCCCUAUCGAGGAGGCGGCGGAGGGGCUAGACCCUAUUUUACCCCCUCCGCUACCCAACCAGCUGUGGGAAGAGGCGGUGAAUUACGCAGGGAUCCCAGGAGUCGGUCCUUCUCUAUCUGGGCCUUCUCACUUCUGGGGGCGAGGCCAGAGAUUGGUUCCUGGAAAUCUUGAGGAGGCUGUUGGCAUCGAGGUGGACGAGGAACAAGAAGGAGAGGGGGAGCCGCUUGAUUUGCUGAACGGAAUGCCGAGGCUGCCUUUUUUCCCGGAGAACAGGAUUCGUGGAGGAUUUGAGCCCAGGCACCACUGGCCAGAACAAGGCAAUAGACUUAGAGAGGCUCCAGAAGAGGUCAUAGCAGAGCCUGAGGAUGCAGGAGCUCGGGUGGCGCCCGUAGCUGCAGGUCUGGCUGCAGUGGAACGUCUUCAAAGAGCCGCACAGCAAGAAGACCCCCGUGCCUCCCAGGGGCAGCCUUCACCCCCUAAAAGACCCUUCAGAGCACCCAGCGUGCCGUCCCUAUGUGCCUUGGCCACCCGCGCCACUGUCCACCUCAUGACUGCUCCCAGCAUGCAGUACAGCAGCAGCCUGGCAGGUUUGACCCCAGAGCUUGCCGAACUUCUGCUCAACCACAUGUCCCGCGAGAGACUCCUACGUCCACGAACGCUGGAGCUCUUCUUUGGCUGCCCGUUGCAAAAAUUUGUCCUGAACUGCUACCCAUACUCCACCAAUGAGCUCCUACGUCAGCUGCGGGCCUUCACAGCGCUGAAGCAUCUGAGUCUGGUCAACUCGCCUCUCAUCACUGACUCUGGCUUGUCAAUCCUGUCCAGCCUGGUCAAACUCCAGUACCUCAACCUGGCCUCCUGUAGCAAACUGACCGACUCCUGUCUGCAGCAUAUCACAGGUUUGAAGAGCCUGUGUUUCCUGUCUCUGGACCAGACCAAAGUGACCGACGCAGGGAUGGUGUUGUAUCUCCAGUCGGCUCCGUCUUGCCUCUUUCAGCUCAGCCUGAACCAGACGGCGGUAACCGAAGCCACGCUUGUCGUGCUGCCCACACGUGUGCCACAGCUGCGGCUCCUCAGCAUCAAACAGACGAAGGUUAAGGACGUGUCAGCUUUGGCAGAGCUCUCCAGCCUGCAGACUCUCAACCUGGAUGGGACAGGUGUGACAGAGGGCUCUCUAGAGCACAUUGCCACCCACCCUACCCUGUCUUCCCUCAGUUUGGCAGGAAUCCCUGUCAUGGACGGCAACCACGCCCUGCAGAUCAUCUCCGGUCUAAGGUUGAGUCAACUGACCCUCCCUGGACGCCACUCUGUGACAGACAGCGGACUGUCAUUCCUCUCUAGACUGUCUCUGCUGUCCGAGCUGGACCUGACGGACUACACGCAGGUCACAGAUCAGGGAGUCAGCCAGCUCUCCACCAUGACCAGGUUGAAGAAACUGUCACUUAGCAACACUCAGGUGACAGACGCAGGGCUCCCCUCUCUGCGUGGCCUCCAGGAGCUGCAGGAGCUGUGUUUGGACCGGACAGCCGUCACCAGCCGAGGAGUGGCGGACCUCAUCACCUGCCUGCCGCACCUCCAGGUGUUGGGUUUAGCCAGCACUCAAGUGGGAGACACAGUAGUGAGGAGAGGUCUGAUCCGCUGCAAUCAGCUGGUUAAGCUUAACCUCAGCCGCACCCGGAUCACAGAUCACGGUCUGAAGUUCCUGAAACACAUGCAUCUGGCUCAGGUGAACCUCGACGGCACCGGCGUGAGUCUGAUCGGCAUCGCCAACCUCCUCACGUUCACCAACAUCAGCAGCAUCCGGGCCAGCAACACUCGCACCAUCUCCCCCGACGACGUAUCAGAUGAGGAGUGGGAGGCCCAAUGAAGCGUCGAACCUUCACCCUCCCUUCCUUCCUCCUCCUACUCCUGAUCGGUCGGUCCACAUAUAACCCUAAACCCUCCGAGCACGGCUCUGAUCUGACUAGCUGCUGCCCCCCUCCCCUCCUCUUCCCGUCUCCCUCGUUCCCUCGUAAAAUACAAAAAAAAGCAGCCUGAGCAGCGAAACACUCCUACUUGCACUGUUUCAACUGCAGCUCGUGCCACUAAUCUUGUCAAUCAUGCACGCCCGCCACCCGAGUUGAAACUCAUAAAUUAAAAAAACGAGGAGCCUUCUUUAACGAAAAAAAACAAAAAACACCACCACCUAGGCCAUCUUUAAACGUUUACAGAUGUAGAAUCAAUCAGUAUUUAAUGAGAAGAAGAAGAAGAAGAAGAAGAAGAAGAAGAAGAAGAAGAAGAAGAAGAAGAAGAAGAAGAAGAAGAAGAAGAAGAAGAAGAAGAAGAAGAAGAAGAAGAAGAAGAAGAAGAAGAAGAAGAAGAAGAAGAAGAAGAAGAAGAAGAACCCUUUUCGUCGUUUCUCUCUUCUCUGGGAAAACUCCACCUAACAAAAAGAAGAACCCGUUGUAGCUUUAAAGCUUCAUUGUGCAGUCCUUAAAGGUUGGAGAGAUGUGUGUGUGUGUUUCUCUCUGGUUGAAACCACUUAUUAAAAACCAGCCUCGCAAGGCGGGAACGUACGUUUUUAUGUUGGAAAUGUAACAUAAAUAACACACAGCAUGUAUUUUCAGACUGUAACAACUAACAGCCUGAUAUAUAUAUAUAUUAUAUUAUAUUAUUAUAUUUAGACAUUUAAAACCCUAAAUUCUCUCAAUUCAACCAAAUGCUGAAGGUUGAAAGGC